CUCGCCCAGCCCGCCUCUGCGCAGGCGCCAGGCUCCGCCCCUCUCGCCCAGUCCGGCUCCCUGCGUGUCCGCGGUCAUGGUCAAUCUCGGCCUCUCCCGGGUGGACGACGGCGUGGCCGCCAAACACCCGGCACCGGCGCGACCUUCGGCCUGCAGAGCCUCCUCCCGAGGAAGCUCCUGCCCCCCUUCCGUUGGCGAGUGCUGGUGGCCGUGGGUCGGCGCGGCUAGGGGAGCCGCAGCGCGUUCAGGAGACCUGGGACCAGGAUUCCCACACAGCCCCCAGAGCCCGCCACCACCCCAGGGGUGCCUCCCGUGUCCCCAGUAUGGUGUGCAAGCUCCGAGCCUGGUCCCACGAGGUCGGGGACGGUGGGCUUCCUACAGGCAGCCAAGACACGAGUUCCGGAGCUGAGAGGGCUUGGCUGCUGCCCACGUGCGUGUGCAGGGUGGCCACACCCCCGCUGGCUCUGGUGCCUGGACACUGCAUGCAGGCCUCCCUGUGACCUGCCACUGGGUGGUGAUUCUAAUAAACACUAGUCAAAAGCCAAGGCAGGCGGGAAGAUUCCUGACGAACGUCUCCUGCCGUCCUGUAGGAGGGACUGGAGGACAGGCCCAGGGGUUCUAGGCUCCACCCCAGGACAGGAGGUUCCCGUGCCUCAGGCUGCUCCGCAGCUUGGUGACGGACAUCUGCAGCGUGGACAUAGGCUCCCAGGAGGGGGGACAGGGCCGACACCCCUUGCCCAGCACCCCAAAAGCAACUGUCUGCCAGAUCGAGUCACUUCACCCCCUCCAGGUGAGGGGACGGAAGGCGGUUCACAGGAAAGCAGGGCCCAGCCACCACCCUGCGGCAGGGGCGGCCAGGGCACAGGCCCACUGCCCCUGCCCUCCUGGCCUUCAGGGCGCUCAUGGAGCAGCUGUGAGCACAGCACAGCAUCCUCCUUGGAUGCCCAUUCAGGCCCGGGCUCCACUGAGGCUUCCCGUGCCCGGGGCUGCGCCAGCUCCAGAAGCAGGACAAGGGAGGAGGGCGGGCCCUCACCACCCACUUCUGCCCCUUGGGACAGUCCUGUGUGUCAUGAAGAGCAAAGCAACUGGCAUGUAGAGGAGACUGGCUGGCGCCUCUCUGGCCUGGCAGAAGGUCGGAGGAGGGGGAUCAGCCCCUGCGGGACAGCAGAAAGGGCCCUGGACAUUGCCAGUGGGACUGUUCCCUUUUGAGGGAGUCACACCCGGGGUUGCUCAGGGCUUGAACUUGGGUUUGCUGUGUGAACAUCCCCUCCCCACUGUACAAUCGCUCUGGGCCACCUCCCUUGAAAAGCAGAGCGAGAGGCAGGAGUGAUAGUACUGCGGGUAGGCUGUUUGCCUUGCACGCGGCCAGCCCGGGUUCAACCCCUGGCAUCCCAUCUGGUCCCCCAGGCACCGCUAGGAGUAACCUGUGAGCAUCGCAGGGUGACACCCAAAAAAGCCAAAAAUAGAGUGUAAAGGGUCAUAGAGGAAAGUGAGUGGUGGCCACGUUAGGGCCGAGUUCUGUCCGCCCUGGGCCCUGAGCACAUGACCAUUCAGAGGUGGGGCUGGGCUUAAGGGCGGGUGACAGGAGGAGGAGGAGCGCCGCGCCAGCACAGCUGCGUGAAUAAAGCCACAGUUGGAGCUGCUGUUUGGGACGGGGCGCACGGCGGGGUGGGGCGGGGCGGGGCGGGGGGUGGGGGGUUCCAGCGUCCCCCCGGUGCUCAGAACCCCGGGCCCACAAAGGCCAGCGUUCCACAGACCAUCUGUUCUCUGGGGCCAGUCGUGGCGGUGGGGGUCCCGCGGAGGGCCCCGAGUGCCCAUGGAGGUGAACAAGCUCUCCAGCACGGAGGAGCAGAUCCAGGAGCUGAGAACCAUCACGCGGCUCCAGGAGCAAUGCCGGGCGCUGCAGCUGCAGUCGGUGAAGGAGAGCACGGAGCGGAACCUGUCCACGCUGGCCGCCCUGCACGGGGAUGUCCGCCGCCAGGCCCUCGAGUGGGCCCUGACCCAGAAAUCGGACCAGCGGAUCGUCGCCAAGGCCUGCGGGAGGAACGUGCCGCUGAAGCUGGCGCUGUCGCACAGCACGGUGGAGGCGGUGCGGGAGAAGCUCGGCAAGCACGUCCUGGAGCGCGUGAACGCGCACAACGCGCUGCUGCACCUGGCGCGCCGGCGCGCGCGCACGCUGGAGCGGCUGCGGCGGGAGCUGGCGCGCGCGCGCGGCCGCGGGCCCGGCUCCAGGGAGGCGCAGCGGCAGCGGCAGGUCAUCCGCCAGCUGGAGAACAGCAUCGAGAAGAAGCUGACGCUGAUCGCGGCCACGCGGCACGUCCGCCUGCUCUACGAGCGCCUGCGCGAGCACCUGCGGCGGAUGCUGUGCGGGUACCCCACGCUGCUGGACAGGCUGCAGAGGAACGUGACCGACUAUUGCCUGGAGCUGACAGACAUGACGGCCAUGUCCCAAGAGGCCAUAAAGAUCACAGAGGGGGUGAAGAGGAACAUGAAGAAGAUGGAGACAACGUUCAUGGCGGAGCGCAGGGCCCGGGAGCAGCGCCUCAGCCAGCAGAAGAGGCUCAACGACAGGCUCCGUGCCAAGGACGUGAGCGACAAGCUCCGCCGCCAGGACAGACACUUCGCCUCCAGCCUGCUGAGCGGCAGCAGCCUGCGGGGUGAGUGGGCCCCGCCGCCCCGGCCCUCCCGCCCCGGGCCAGGUGCCCGAGCCCCGCACGCUGCCCGUGCUCCCUCUGCCCUGCCAGUGAGGAGCAGAGAGCCCAGCAUGGUGGACGACCAGGACCAGAGCUCCGUGAGGAAGCUGGUGGAGCAGGUCAAGAGCUCCGUGCAGUGCUCACACCUCUGGGACAUCACCGGCCGCUUCCAGGCGCAGAAGAGCACGGAGGAGAGCCUGGAGGAGCAGAUGAGGGAGUGCGCCGAGCGGCAGGCGCAGCUGCAGGCCCUGGAGCAGCAGCUGGAGCUGGAGGAGCUGGCGCUGAAGUUCCGCCAAGGCCCCUCCUUGGUCAGCUCCAAGUCCGCGGAGGGGAGGGUCCAGGUGAAGCUGAGAGAGGAGCAGGAGCGGCUGCGACUGGCCCACGCCAGCAUGGUCAAGCGCCAGCAGCUGCUGCUGACCGUGGAGAUGGGUGUCAACAACCUCUACUUCCGGCUGAUCGGCGCCACGCCGCCUGAAGCCCAGAAAGCAGGGCUGCCCCCGAAGCCGCUGGGCAUGUUCGACAAGCUGGCGUACUGCGAGGAGAGGCUCGUGCAGCUGGCCGACCGGACACAGAUGCUGACCAAGACGGAGGAGAUCAGUGCCAAGGUGAGGGAUGCCCUGGAGUCCUCCACGCUGAAGGAGAGACUCAACUACAGGAUUCGCUUCAAGGAGCUGGAGGACGAGGAAGACAUGAUAGAGACCUUAUUCAGCGAGGCGGACCAGAGCUACGUGCCCUCGCGGGCCGAGAUCAAGAACCAAGCGCAGGAGCUGAUAAGCGGCAGGCUCCGGGGGGCCAAAAAGAGGAGGUGACCUCCCCGCCCCCGCCCCCAAAUAAACGUUUUCCCAG
This is a messenger RNA of Sorex araneus (European shrew), 3539 nucleotides long. It is a transcript of the gene CCDC183, whose product is annotated as coiled-coil domain containing 183. The record is from RefSeq and is a predicted model, not a curated record. Bases 1817 to 3502 code for a protein of 561 amino acids. NCBI's taxonomy places the organism in Eukaryota, Metazoa, Chordata, Mammalia, Eulipotyphla, Soricidae. The transcript is spliced from 14 exons.